Molecule: messenger RNA, 1152 nt
Organism: Xylona heveae TC161
Lineage: Eukaryota; Fungi; Ascomycota; Xylonomycetes; Xylonales; Xylonaceae
Product: nucleoside hydrolase
Exons: 5
Coding region: 1-1152 (383 amino acids)
Biological process (GO): purine nucleoside catabolic process
Cellular component (GO): cytosol
Molecular function (GO): purine nucleosidase activity
Source: RefSeq, a predicted model, not a curated record
AUGGCGUCGAAUUCUCGUGCAAAGAUAAUUAUUGAUACUGAUCCGGGCGUCGAUGACGUUUUGGCACUGUUGCUCGCACUCUCGGCGAAGGCGGAGGAGAUUGAAGUCCUCUUGGUAUCUCUUGUCUACGGAAAUACCAAUGUUCACGGCUGUUUGCGCAACCUUCUUUCAAUGUUCGAGUCAAUAGAACGCGAACGCAAUUGGAGAAUUGAGGCCGGAUUGCCAAAGGGGUUUGAGACCUUGGAAAGACAUCCGCCUGUAGUCGCAAUUGGCGCCGAGAAACCACUGGAAUAUGAAUUUGUGCAAAUGGAUAGACACCCAAAUUACCAGCGCAUGAAGAAAUCAUCAAUGUUCUUUCCAGCAAUGAUCCCAGACACUGUCAGCAUCGUUUGUCUUGGCCCAAUGACAAACAUUGCUCUUGCCGCGACCAAGGAACCAGACGUCUUUCUCCGGGCAAAAGAGAUUAUUUGUAUGGGAGGAACAUUUGGCGUCAAAGGAAAAGUCUCUCCCUAUGCAGAUUUUAACACGUAUAUGGAUCCCCAUGCUACCGCCGAGGUCUUACGACUGACGGCCCCUUCCUUUGUCGCGGCAUUAGACAAUUCCGACAAACGCACAAGACCCCUGAACUUUAAGUUAUUCCCUCUUGAUCUCACAAUCCAGCAUAAGCUUUACGAGGAUUCAUGGUUGACUUGCCUCGAGUCGCGGCCCGACAGCCCGCUCGCCAGGUGGGUCAAUGGGUUUCUUACAUCUGCCUUUGACAAGUCCGCAGCAACAAGACAGAAAGAGCAAGGUGCCGUAGUCCGCCAUGCUGGAGAGUCAGGUGGAAGUCCGGAAAAGGGCAGAAGUAUCUCGCUCAACGAUCCGGUGUGUCUAUGGUAUUUCCUCGCGUCUUCUCAAUCGCCGCAAUCUUCAAGCUCGUCGGGGUCGUCAUGGACAUAUGAUCAUCUCCACGACGUGACGAUUGAGACGGAUGACGCAGAAACUAGAGGACGUUGGACUUGUACAACCAGUCAAACACCUGAUCCUUUAUCUUAUUCGAGGCAUGAUAUACAGAAUGUUAUUACGCGGAUGAUCCAAUCACCACCGCCUGGCCCAGAUAUGUUUGGGCAUGCUUUACUUGAUAGGAUUUUUUCUUGCCAUUACAAAUUUUAG